GUGGAUUAACCAACGCGUUUUACUUUCUACCGGUGCGGUUUUUGUUUGCUUGAACAAUUUGAUAAUUUAAUGUAAUUACGGUUUAAAUGCAUAUAAUCGAAGAAUGCAUUCAUCGGAGACCAACAUGACCGAGGAUCAGGAUGUGAGCACUUGCCGUCUGUGCCACCGUGAAACGGAUCCCAAUUCGCUAAACAUUUUCGAUGGCACUGUGGAGUUUUGCCAGGAUUUGUCUGUUGCAGAGGUUUCCCAGGGUCUCUGGAGCGUUCAGUACGAUCGCCACGAAUGUUUGUCGGAGCUCAUUUGCUCAAGGUGUCUGGAGAUCCUGAAAGAUGCUUUCGAACUGCGAAGACGGAUGCAGGAGCAGGAACAGUCCCUGCAGGAGCAGCUGAUGGAGCUGAUUAAAGAUGAUCCCAAGUACCGUCCAGGCUUAAACGGCAACCCCGGAUUAUUUGUGCCCGAGGAGGGCUGCAUUAUUGUGGACGUCGAUCCAGAGAAGCUGGCUGAGAGCAGUGAAGAUGAGUUCGCACUUGGCUCCGACGGGGAAUACGAUAACUAUGACGACGAUGAUGAUGAGGAGGAGGAAGACUUUGAUGAGGAGGACGAAGAAGAUGGCCAGAACGGCGAUGACGUCGACAUGCCACUGGGCAUGGAUGCGGCCCAGAUGGCGGCUCAAAAGACCGUUGCCACCAACGCCAACACCACAGAGGCACGGCCCAAACGGGCGUUCCUUUGUCAAUACUGUGAUCUGGGCUUCACCCUGCCCGCCGACUGUCAAGAGCACGAGCGGACAGCACAUGAUCCUAACGCGCCGUACUGCUGCACCUACUGCAAUCUUAAGCUGGUUACCCGGCCCGCUUUGAUUUCGCACAUUAAGACGCUGCAUGAUCCGGAGCGUCCGUAUGUGUGUGCCCACUGUCGGAAGGGAUUUGUGCGCCGCUCCGAUCUGAAAAAGCACACAAUCGUGCAUACUGGCGUCAGGCCCUACACAUGCAACGUUUGCUCAAAGAGUUUCUCGCGGAACACCAAUCUGACCAAGCACAUGCGCAUUCACAGCGGUGUCAAGCCGUUUGUUUGCCAGCAGUGUCCGCGGUCCUUCCAGACGGCAGUGGAAAUGAUGCGCCAUACCCGAUCCCACGGAGAGGUAAAGGCUUUCCAAUGUGGCCGCUGCCCUUACUCGUUUUCGCGCAAGGAUAAACUACUCGCCCAUCAGCAAGUCCACACCAGGCGGGACGUAGAGCAGCAGCAGCAUAUGGGCCUAAUUCCCCCGAUGGAGGGUGACCUGCAGCAGCAGGCGUUUCAGGCAAAACAAAAGGCUCCUGUACAAACCAAAAACUCGCGCAAUUACCGAUGCGAUGUCUGCGAUCGAACUUUUCAACGGGAGAGGGACCUGCAACGCCAUCGAGCUCUUCACAUGGACUCGCUGUUCGCCUGCAAGAUAUGCAAUCAAGGUUUCAACCGACGCGAGCAACUGCAGCGCCAUGAACUGGAGGCCCAUGGGCCCAGCUUUACGUGCGGAAUCUGCUGCAUUAGCUUCCUGCAUCAAAUCGAGCUGGAGAAUCACCUCAAGGUUCAUCAGUUGCAGCACAAGAUGGCCCAGCGGGCUCAAGAGGCUUCAAUUUUGCCCCUGAAAAUGCCCGAACAGGCUCCAGUGGCUAUGGCAGCUCCGGUAGUUCAGGAACCCCAGCCAAUGCGACCUUCGGCAGCGGAACUGUCGUUCUACAGCAACAUGAUUCCCACAAUGAAUCUGGGCUUCUAUAGCGAGACUCGUCCCGAGGAGUAGAAUUACAUAUUUACAUAUUUAACAAGCUUAGUUGAUAGGUUGGAAAAGUUUUGUAGGUCAUGGCUGUUUUAGUCGUUCAGGUCAACUUAGGUUCCAUCGACGGAAAUGGAUCUGUAUAGUUUAAGUCAUCUGACUAAUGUCUGCCAAAAUUUAGACUAGCGGUUUUUAAUAAAAGGCCAAACGUGAAAAAGUUA
Messenger RNA from Drosophila teissieri, 1974 nucleotides. RefSeq names its product zinc finger and SCAN domain-containing protein 23 (gene prg). The transcript is spliced from 2 exons. Lineage: Eukaryota; Metazoa; Arthropoda; Insecta; Diptera; Drosophilidae. Gene Ontology annotation, molecular function: DNA-binding transcription factor activity; zinc ion binding; RNA polymerase II cis-regulatory region sequence-specific DNA binding. Gene Ontology annotation, biological process: regulation of transcription by RNA polymerase II. The coding region runs from base 104 to 1780 and encodes 558 amino acids. Gene Ontology annotation, cellular component: nucleus. The record is from RefSeq and is a predicted model, not a curated record.